CGGAUUCUGACAGCUUCUUCGAUUCGAUGGGAUGAAAAAGUCCAUCAGAUCCGAACGACAGCAGCAGCAGUAAACAUUUUUUCACCCCUCACGUAAAAAUUAAGCUUCAAUUUUCUUGAGGCCUCAAGUUGUUUCGCAGUUCCGAUUUUUUCCCCAGGGGAACGCAAAUGUGAUAACGCAAUCAUGAGCACUUUUCAUGCAAAAAUAGACAACAUUUGCAGGCUCUGCUUGUCCGGCGGUGACAACUUGGAAUCUAUUUUUGGUGACAGUGGAUCUGAGGCACUGCAGAACAUCAUCUUCGAUUGCACUUCGGUCAAGGUAUCUCGCCGAUUGGGACACCCGACAGCAAUCUGCGGGCUUUGCAAGAUAAAAGUCGAAAGCUUUCAUCAGUUUCGCGAGCAGUGCAUCCAAAACGAUGAAUUAUUACGAUCGACCUUCCUCGAGCCAGAAGUGGUCAUCAAGACGGAACCGGAUUUGGUUCUUCCUACGGCCGAGGAAGAGGAAUACGAAGAAGAUGAUGACGAUGAUUAUGAUGACAUCAACGAAGCCGACAUAGAUGAAUGGGAUGAGUCGGAGUCAAAUGAGGGUAUGCAACUCGAUACCCCAUCCAUAGUCGGCGAUAUUUCUAUGAACGCAGACAUACUUUUUGACAGCGGUAUCGGAAUUGCACAAGAUAAUCCGCUCGAUGUCCCGAUGUUCAAGUGUGAGCUGUGCUUCGUCGAGUUCAUUUCACUGGAACAGCUGGAAAAACACAUUACUAGUCACAAGGAGGAGAAAAUUUUCAAAUGCUUUUACUGUCCAAAGACGUUUCAUUUCGCCAAAAAUCUUAACAUGCAUGUGGAGUACAUCCAUUCUAAGAUGAAAUACACCCAAAGGUCAUCGACAGCGUUCCAAGGAUCCAGCCUCGCUCAAAACCGUCUAGUCAGUAACGAGAAAGGAACGACUCUGCAAAAAACUACGAGCACAAUAAGUAACAUAAAUAACAAUGUUAAAACCACCAGACGAAAUGGGAAUCCUACGCAACCCCAGCUGCAGCUGGUGGCAGCUUUGAUGAGCAGCCGUUCUCCACCGGUAGCGGCACAUCCUUGCAGAACCACCAGCAGCAAUCACGAGUGCCACGUGUGCCAUAAAUCGUUCAAUGAUCUCCGGCAGCACAUGCUACUGCACGAUGGCGAGAAGCCCUAUAAAUGUGAUAUUUGCUCCAAAUCGUUCUUCAACGCAUCAACGCUCAAGACCCACUAUCGGGUACACAGCGACGAGAAUCCUUUUCGCUGCAACACUUGCACCAAGGUUUUCGACAACGCACGGAGCUUGGAGCUGCACUAUCGCACUCAUACAGGAGAGCGUCCCUAUGCGUGCGAUGUCUGUCUGAAAAAGUUUUCAUGCUCCUCAAAUCUGAAGCGGCACCGAAAGCUGCACGACCGGGAUUAGAAAGUACUUUACAUAUCCUUUUCAAAGUAACUGCGAGUCCCGUUUAAAGUCAUCCCACACACAAAUCGAGCUACGAAUUUAACAAACUACAGAACUCUAUACGAAUAAGCAUAUCCUUGUAAGCAUAUAAAAAGGUAGCCGCCGGUAAUAUCGCAUUUAGAUUGAGUCUACUAAACGUAGAAAGUGCAUUUUUAUUUUAUUUUUUAAAUUUUUCGUUUUUGAUUGCACAGUAACCAAAUUCUUAAAUUUGUUAAUAAUUAAAUUAUGUUUAACAGCUUAUGAAGAAAUAACUGAUUCCUAAAAAAAAUAUUGCAUUGAAACAAAUAGUAAGAGGAAACCAUCAACCUCAAAAUAAGUUUCAAGUAAAUUACCUAUCUCUAGUCGUCAUUCAAAGAAUUGUAUCUUUAGAGCGUAAGAAAAAUUGUUAUUAUUUAUCCGUUGAGCUUAGUCAAACCAAGUCACAAUCUGAAAUAACAAUAAUCGUCACCCAUGAUCUUAAAUAGAUGAACGAAAUGUGUAACAACUAGUCAGUAAGCAAACGGUUGUCCUAAACAAUAAAUGUUAUGUUUACGUUUUCAAUUAUCAGCAGAAAUUUGAAUUUGAUACCAAUUAAAGAUGUGAAAAAGA
Molecule: messenger RNA, 2058 nt
Organism: Uranotaenia lowii
Lineage: Eukaryota; Metazoa; Arthropoda; Insecta; Diptera; Culicidae
Product: histone-lysine N-methyltransferase MECOM-like
Exons: 4
Coding region: 184-1431 (415 amino acids)
Cellular component (GO): nucleus
Molecular function (GO): zinc ion binding
Source: RefSeq, a predicted model, not a curated record